AUGUCAUCUUUUCUAGAGACACUCGCCCAUGCUGAACCAAUCAAUUUAAAUGCAUCAAGAGAUUUAGGUGAAUCAUCUGCGUCUAUUUAUAAACCAAGACGGAAUAGGAGACCACAUCCAAUAAAAAAUACCACACCACCACCAUUAAGUUCCAAUGUUGAAGUACCUCACUCUAUUGGACAUUAUGGUUAUGGUAAAUAUGAUCCAGACGAGGAAAUGGAAUUGGAAGAAGAGGAAUUGGAAAUGAAAGAUGCUGUACCAGACUACAUGAGUCUCGCCUUAUUUUCCUCUAUAUUUUGUUUCUGGCCAUUGGGAAUCUUAGCAAUCCUCAGAAAUAAUAAGGCUAGAAGACUAAAGUCGGCUGGUGAUAUAUAUAACGCCAAGAAAUUAGCUAGAUCUGCUAAAUUAUUUGUUAUAUGGGCUAUUGUAGUUGGUAUAUUUGUAUAUGGUGUAGCUAUUGGCGUCGGAGUUGGGGUUAUUGUCGAUGUCAGGCAUAGAUAUUUUGGGUGA
This is a messenger RNA of Lottia gigantea (owl limpet), 510 nucleotides long. RefSeq lists its product as hypothetical. Bases 1 to 510 code for a protein of 169 amino acids. Lineage: Eukaryota; Metazoa; Mollusca; Gastropoda; Lottiidae. Gene Ontology annotation, cellular component: membrane. The record is from RefSeq and is a predicted model, not a curated record. The transcript has 3 exons.